AUGAAGUCAGCCUCCCUGGCUUGCCGCGUAGCCGCCCUAGCCGGGCUCUUGGCUUUCGCUGAAGCAUCGCAUAGUCACCAUCACUCUCAUGAUCACAGAACUCAGCAUCUUCGCACCCCUACCGAGGAAGGGGAUCUUGCUGUGCAGAAACGAGGCGGACAAUGCCAAUUCCCUACCGAUGCCGGCUUGGUCGCUGUUACCCCGGAUUCUGACAACGCAGGGUGGGCUAUGAGUCCGGAUCAGAAAUGCACGCCGGGCUCUUGGUGCCCCUAUGCAUGCCCUGCAGGACAGGUUUCCAUGCAGUGGAACCCCAAGGCUACUUCUUACACCUAUCCGCUCUCGAUGGAUGGUGGACUAUAUUGCGACGAAGAUGGCAACAUGCAAAAGCCUUUCCCGGACAAGGAUUACUGCGUUGACGGAACUGGCACUGUUUCUGCUGUCAACAAAGCCGGUCAAGCCCUUUCUUUCUGCCAAACGGUCCUCCCUGGCAAUGAAGCCAUGCUCAUCCCAACCCUGGUUGAGGAUACUGCAACCCUUGCAGUGCCCGGACCUAGUUUCUGGUUAAGCACGGCUGCCCACUUUUACAUUAAUCCCCCCGGUACUGGAACCGAGGGAUGUAUUUGGGGAACUAAUGCCAAUCCAAUCGGAAACUGGGCUUACUUUGUCGCCGGUGCGAAUACUGAUUCCACCGGAAACACGUUUGUCAAGAUCGGCUACAACCCGGUCGUACAGGAAGCCAGCACCCCUUUCCGUGAUACACCUGCAACUUUCGGUGUUGAGAUCACUUGUGAUGACGAUGCUGGUUGUAACGGCCUGCCAUGCAAAAUUGAUCCUUCCGUAAAUGCCCUGAAUGAAGUUACCUCCAAUGAAAGCUCCGACGGAGCCGGUGGCGCUGCUUACUGCGUUGUCACUGUUCCCAAGGGUAAAAGCGCAAACCUCUACUCCAUCGUCAACUUCUUCUCCCACAACCACGUCUCACAGCCCAAGCUCAGCCAGCUCAACAAGCACCUCAAGCACCUCAAGCGCAUCAAGCUCGACUCCAAGCUUGACCACAUCCACUCCGAUCAACUCUUCUUCCUCUUCCAUGUCAUCCUCUGA
Molecule: messenger RNA, 1098 nt
Organism: Talaromyces atroroseus
Lineage: Eukaryota; Fungi; Ascomycota; Eurotiomycetes; Eurotiales; Trichocomaceae
Exons: 4
Coding region: 1-1098 (365 amino acids)
Source: RefSeq, a predicted model, not a curated record